Messenger RNA from Paramisgurnus dabryanus, 3334 nucleotides. RefSeq names its product kelch-like family member 13 (gene klhl13). Gene Ontology annotation, molecular function: cullin family protein binding; ubiquitin-protein transferase activity. NCBI's taxonomy places the organism in Eukaryota, Metazoa, Chordata, Actinopteri, Cypriniformes, Cobitidae. Gene Ontology annotation, biological process: regulation of cytokinesis; protein ubiquitination. Gene Ontology annotation, cellular component: Cul3-RING ubiquitin ligase complex. The record is from RefSeq and is a predicted model, not a curated record.
CAUCCCUCUGCCUUUCUAAGGAGGUGAUGCACCGCAACUCAGGCACAUCAGCUUAGGAUCUCAGGCUUCUUCUCUACGUUUUUCGGGAAAUUCAAACAAGGCUGUCUCAAUUGGAGAAGAGCUGCGCUUUCUCAGACAGAGCUCCCUGUAUCCGUCUCUUUACUCCUCUUCCUCCUCCCUGUUCUCGGUGAGGGUUGUCGGGGAUGGAAGCGCGCGCUGGCCGCCUCUUCGUGGACUCGCGCUUCACGGUUAUCAUCUUUCGCGAAUCUCCUGCAUCUCUGUGGUGGUGACUGGAAAAACAUGCCGUUGAAAUGGAAAAGCGGUUCGCCCGUUAGCUGGAAAUUUCCCGUGCCGGUCCUAAAAACGUCCAGGUCUUCUCCACUUUCGCCAGCAUAUAUCCACCAGCAUUCGUUUGUGGUGUGGACCACCCACUCUCUGCUUGCUGCAUCGCCAACUUAUCACCUGACAGGAUCACUGGUGGAGGAUGAUGAUGCUCAGAUGAUGAAGGUGUCACUAGGAUGCAGUGAAAUGGGGCUCUCCUCCCACUUGCAGGCCUCAAAAACAGGAAACACACGCUUCUUUACCAGCAACACACAUAGCUCUGUGGUACUACAGGGAUUUGAUCAGUUGAGAAUAGAGGGCCUGCUGUGUGAUGUCACUUUGGUAGCAGGAGACGGAGAUGAGGCGUUUCCUGUUCACCGAGCCAUGAUGGCCUCCUCCAGCGACUACUUUAAAGCCAUGUUUACAGGUGGAAUGAAAGAGCAGGAUUUGAUGUGUAUAAAGCUGCAUGGUGUAAAUCGAAUAGGGCUAAAGAAGAUUAUAGACUUCAUUUACACCGCCAAACUCUCUCUCAACAUGGAGAACCUGCAGGACACCCUAGAGGCUGCUAGCUUUCUCCAGAUUCUGCCUGUCCUUGACUUCUGCAAAGUCUUUCUCAUUUCUGGGGUGUCCUUGGAUAACUGUGUUGAGGUGGGGCGUAUCGCCAACACCUACAAUCUCACGGAAGUGGACAAAUACGUCAACAACUUCAUCCUCAAGAAUUUUCCCUCGCUGCUCGGCACCGGCGAGUUUGUCAAACUUCCAUUUGAACGUCUUGCAUUUGUUCUCUCCUCUAACAGUCUAAAACACUGCAGCGAGCUGGACCUGUUUAAAGCCGCAUGCCGCUGGUUACGCUACGAAGAAGGACGCAUGGAAUAUGCUGCCAAAUUAAUGCGCAAUAUCCGAUUUCCACUCAUGAGUCCAACGGAACUCAUAAAUCACAUACAGACUGUCGACUUUAUGCGUACGGACAAUACCUGCGUUAAUCUUUUAUUAGAAGCCAGCAACUACCAGAUGAUGCCAUACAUGCAGCCGGUGAUGCAGUCAGAAAGAACUGUGAUUCGAUCAGACAACACUCAUUUAGUAACACUAGGGGGCGUGCUACGGCAACAGCUAGUUGUAAGUAAAGAGUUACGACUUUUUGACGAGAAAGCACACGAAUGGAAGGCACUGGCACCAAUGGACGCGCCGCGAUAUCAGCAUGGGAUUGCAGUCAUUGGAAACUUUUUGUACGUGGUUGGUGGACAGAGUAACUAUGACACGAAAGGUAAAACAGCCGUGGAUACCGUUUUUCGAUAUGACCCAAGGUACAACAAGUGGAUUCAGGUGGCGUGUCUGAACGAGAAGAGGACCUUCUUUCAUCUAAGCGCGCUUAAAGGACAUCUAUACGCCGUGGGAGGGAGAAACGCUGCAGGAGAGUUGGCAACUGUGGAGUGUUACAACCCCAGAACAAACGAAUGGACGUAUGUGGCCAAAAUGAGCGAGCCACACUAUGGACACGCAGGCACUGUUUACGGAGGAUACAUGUAUAUUUCAGGUGGAAUAACUCACGACACCUUCCAGAAGGAACUCAUGUGUUUUGACCCAGAUGCAGACAAGUGGACUCAAAAAGCUCCCAUGACAACGGUGCGUGGCUUACACUGCAUGUGCACCGUCGGCGACCGUCUCUACGUCAUCGGCGGGAACCACUUCCGGGGCACCAGCGAUUAUGACGAUGUACUGAGCUGUGAGUACUAUAGCCCCACCCUUGACUUGUGGACACCAAUCGCGGCCAUGCUCCGUGGGCAAAGCGACGUGGGCGUGGCCGUAUUCGAGAAUAAAAUCUAUGUGGUGGGUGGGUACUCGUGGAACAACCGCUGCAUGGUGGAGAUUGUACAGAAGUAUGACCCAGAGAAAGACGAGUGGCAUAAAGUAUUCGAUCUGCCAGAGUCCCUCGGUGGCAUCAGGGCCUGCACACUGACCGUGUUCCCCCCUGAGGACCUCUCGCUUGCUGGAUCACCAAAUCGAGAGUCUCCGCUCUCUGCUCCUUGAGAAUGGAUGGAGAGAGAGUGAGAGAGAUGGAAGGAUAAAAGGGUCGAUCGCAUUGACGGACGAACGGAUGGAUGGAUUGACGGACAGAUAAAUGAAUAGAUGAAGCUCCAAUCCAAUUGGUCUCUCUCGUUCUCUCUCUCUCUCUCUCUCUCUCUCUCUCUCUCUCUCUCUCUCUCUCUCUCUCUCUCUCUCUCUUACUGUUUCUUUUCCAACAGGAUAAAGACAAUGUUUGCACUCCCCACUGAUAUACGUCUCAAUGGUGUCUGUGGUGAAACCCCUCUCCCUUCCCUUAAUUCCACUUCUCUUCCUCAUCCCCCCAUGUCCUUUUGGAAGUUGAUGCUGAAAGCCCCUCCACCCCUUUUCCCCUCUUCCUUAUUUGCUUUGCGAUGAGAAAGAAAACUGGAACUAAUUCAACGGUUGGGCAUAAUUACAUCUUAACAUUGCAUUUUGGGAUUUGUUUUCUUUUGUCUUUUGGCAGGAAUAACCUUAACUUGAAAAACAAAUGACUUUGCAAUUCAACUUUUCUACCUGAGUCUCCAGAGUUAUGCUAUGAAGACGUUUCCCCAGUCCCACCUAUUCUGAGGUCCCCUACCCCCUUACUCUCUCUCUCUCUCUCUCUCUCUCUCUCUCUCUCUCUCUCUCUCUCUCUCUCUCUCUCUCUCUCUCUCUCUCUUUCUUUCUCUCUCUCUCUCUCUCUCUCUCUCUCUCUCUCUCUCUCUCUCUCUCUCUUUCUGCAUUAUGACUGCCCUGUUUUCUUAUUUCUAUCCAUUCUCACCCUAUACACUCAUCUUUUUUAACUUCAUUCUCUCUCAGGGGGUUAGUUGACCUUUGACCACAGGAUGAGGAAACAGUUUUAAACUCAGGGGUUGGCCUCCCCCAUCCCUCCCACUCUAACUGAUAUCAAUUCUCUACUCCUGCUGUUGUUAUGAAGCAUUAACAGAAUUGUGUUUUCUAAAUUUAAUAAAGAUUUUGAGACAAAAAUAAA